UCAAAUUUAAAGAAGAAAGCAUCAGAAAAAAACGUGCAGCGAUGAGAGUUGACAUAUUUAAACUGGUAAAAAACCGCUUUCUUGACGUGUUUCAUGUGUUUUAAGAGGUCACUCGGGUGACUGUGCGUAAAAUCGGAGCCUUUAAAAGGCCAAGUGAGGACCCGCCUCCUCCUGCCGCUGAAUCGGAUGAAACGAGAAGAGAGAUGAGACGUGAGUCCUGCUGCAGACACGGUAAAUCUAAGGUCUGAGCUUGACAAUGUGUUCAAUUCCUGGACUCCCAACACCCGGAUCAGAAGUACCUGUUCUCAUCACCAGGGUAAACCUAAACCCAAGUUAUGGUCUUGUGGAAUUGUGGGUAAACUUGGAUGAUGGCAGAAAGCAUGUUUAUGAGACAGUGAGAGAGGAAAUUCAGAUUAUUCAGAGAAAGUUUUAUGCAACAGAAGGAAAACCAGGCGACCUCUGUCUGGUUUGCAUCAGUGACACCUGGCACAGGGCUCGGAUUGUGUCAAUUGAAACUGAAACGUUCAAUGUUUUUCUAAUCGACCAGGGAAAACCCCACAUCACCACGCGUGAAGCUUUAGCGUGGGGCCAUUGUGACAGUUUUGUCCUUCCUCCUGAAAUUGAAUCGUGCAUACUCGCAAAUGUCCUCUCUCUUGAGAAUAACCAGCCUGAAAAAGCCAACAAGUUUUUGACAUCUCUGCCUGGGAAGAAGUUUAAGGGACUGGUUCAACAUGUACUGAUGCCAGACAGAAUGAUUCUCCUCGACAUACCAAUUGUGUCCAAGCAUAUGUGCAGGUUAGGAUCUGCCCAGAAGAUCCCAGUGGAUGAGUUUAAAAGCCUUGUACUGAAGUGUCUACAUUUGCCCAAAGAGGAAUCUUCUGAGGACUUCCAUAAAUCACCAGGACAGAAUCUGAAUGUUGGUUCCCAACUUACCAAACAAUACUUUUACCCAGAGCUGUUAACGGAUGCUUUGGAAAUUGUUACUGUUACCGAAGUGACCGAUCCACUCAAUAUUUUUUGCAAGCUUCAAAUUUUUUUGAAAGCGGUGGAGACAUUGUCUGAGCAGAUCCACCAAUAUUAUGAAAAGUGUUCCAAUUCUGAGGAGGCACAACCACAGACCUGUGGGGAGCCAUGUGCUGCUAAAGGAACAAAUGGAAGAUGGCAUCGCUCAAUUCUAAAGCAAAACAUGGUGACUAGCGACGGCACUGUAGAAGUUCUACAUGUGGAUGAAGGAAAAACUGAAUUAAUUCCUGUUGGAGACAUCAAGCCACUGCUUGUGAAAUUCCUGAGAAUGCCAGUAGUCACAUAUCUCUGUUCGCUUAAUGAGAUAAAAGACAAUGGCAAAGAGUGGACUGUGGAUGAAAUUGAUUUCUUGAAAUCGCUGCUCUUGAACCAAACAGUCACGGCGAGGUUUGACCACCAAACAGAAACUCAAGAUGCCUAUUCUGUCACUCUGUAUGCAGCUAAUGCCGAAUGCAUCAACAACAGUUUUAUGGAGAAGGCGGGCCUCAUUCCACACUCUAGGCCUGAUUUAAAUGUGCAGAGCAGAUCCAUUAACUCAACCAUUCUCACUCCAACUGGACAUGAGAACAAACUCAAUGGAAAUGUUGAUGAGCUACCAGAAGAAACCAAAAACCAAGUAAUCAAAGGCAGCACAGAUGAUGCGUCAACUUCUGCCACCAAUGAUAUUCAUAUCAAAGAAAGCUCUAAAUAUCAAAACCACAAUGGACAUAUUUCAACAGGUUUCCCCUCUGAAGAGCACAUUGCUUGUGGUGACGAUGUGUUCACUGUCGGAAGUACAGUCAAUGUAAAAGUAUCUUGCAUUGAUGGUCGGCACAAGUUUUGGUGUCAAACAACAGAAAACAGCGACUCCCUUCAAUGCCUCAUGAAAGACAUCCAAAAUCACUACGAAUCUGCCCACCCUCGGCCACUCACCGAGACCAUCUGUGUCGCCCGUCAUCCGGACAAUAACAUGUGGUACAGAGCGAAGAUCAUUGCAAAUCACCAUUCCCCAACUGUAGAUGUAAGAUUUAUAGACUAUGGUCAAACUCAGAAGGUUCCCCUGCAAGAUGUGCAACCUAUUGAUCCAAUGUUCUUACAGCUGAAAGCACAGGCUUUCCAGUGUUGCUUAUUCAAUCAAAAGAGUCUUACUGAUGUCACUUUGCAAAACGCUACUUUAGUAGAGUUCCAGAAGUGUGUAGAUUUACGUACUUCAUCCAACAUUGAAGUGAAAUGUGUUGUAAAAGCUGUGACAUCUGAUGAUGAAGGCCUUCUCCUUAACAUGGUGGAUAUUGAAACAGCAUGUGAUAGCGCAUCCAAGCUUCUGGCUCAUAGAUGUGCGCAGUCUGAUGUAUACAAUUACUCCACACACAACAUUGAGGUGGGUGCUAAAGAAAAGGUGUGGGUAACCUCUUCAGAGAGCGUCAAUCUCUUCUACUGUCAGCUGUUCAGGAAUUCUCAUUGGUUUGACAAAGUGAUGGAAAAUGUUGCACAACUACUUGACCAGCCACAGUGCUCAGAUCAGCCUCUUGGACUAAACAGCAUUUGCCUUGCGAAGUACUCUGAUGAUCAGUGGUACAGAGGUCAAGUAGUAGAGAUGUCCCCAAAACUUAAAGUGCACUUUGUGGACUAUGGGAAUACCCUUGCAGUAAAUGAAACAGAUAUUCGUCCCUGUCCCACGGAGGCGAGUAUGACCAGGUCUAUUCCUGUGCAGGCAGUUCCACUUGGACUGUUUGACGUCCCUGCAGAAAUACCACCAGAAGUCAACCGGUGGUUCGCAGAUCAUGCUGUAGGCCAUAAUUUCACCAUUUCUGUGGUGGCACAAGAGGAAAGAGGGAAGUUCAUUGUUGAACUGUUUGAUGGAUCCCUGAAUGUAAACGAGAAAGCCAGAGAGAGGAUGGCAAAAAUGAAAGAACAGUUGACUGACCAGCAGCUUUCCAACAGUUCAAAACUGACUACUGCACCAAAUGUACCACAAGAGCUCAUGGAAGCAUCAGAAUUAACAAAGACAACACAACAAGACAGAGUCCGCAGCAUGUUCGCCAGAGAUGAUCUACAGAUGGGUUCAAAAUCAACACCUGAUACCUUGACGCCAAAGAGUUUUGAUGAAGGAAAUAAUCCAGCUUUGGAUGCGAUUAUUGAAUACAGAGAAAAUGUGGCAGAAACCUCUGUACAAAGUUUCCACAGUGACUCAGAAGUGGCUCGAGUACUCAAGGAGGAAGUGUAUGUUUCCUGCAUUGUUGGACCAAAUUACUUCUGGUGUCAAUACAGCAACACUGAAAACCUAAACACAGUGUCAAAGCUUGCUCAGGAAGCAGGACAAGCACAACAGGAUAGGUUUUUCCUCGAGAGUCUGGAGCCUGGCAGUCCAUGCCUUGCUUUGUUCUCUAGCGACAACCAGUGGUACAGGGCUCAAGUAAUUCGAAAAGCUGGCAACACCUUCCAUAUUGUGUUUGUUGACUAUGGAAAUGAGUCUGAAGUUGACAUUGAAAAUGUAAAACCACUGCCUCAGAGCCUGCUGGACAUUGCUCCUCAGGCUUUUAUGUGCCGUCUGAAGGAGUUCAAUGAGUCUAAGGGCUCCUGGAAUGAUGAAGUUUAUGAUGACUUCUAUAAUCUUGUGAUUGAUAAACCACUCAAAGUGACCAUCUUUAACAUGGAAAACCAUUCAGAGAUUGCAGUUCCACAGUAUGCAGUGGAAAUUGAAUGUGAUAAAGUGGUCAUCAAUAGAUUAAUGCAGAAAUACUGGAGACCAUUUUCUACAGAACAGUCCAAGAAUGAGACACCUCUAAAAAAAACCCAAGAUACUGAAACUGGAGGCAAUGCAACUCACUUUCAUAUUUCCAAAGAGAAUGCAAGUACUUGCAAGUACAAAAAGCCAUUUUUUUCCAAAAAUAAGGCAGAGCUGGUACAUGCCUCUUCUAUUGUGGAACCAUAUUUCUUCUGGUGUCAGUACACCAACACUGAGGAUCUCUGCAAAGUGAUUCAGCUUGCUCAGGAAGCAGGACAGUCGGAUCAGGACAUCACAUUCGCUGAGACUCUUGGUCCUGGCAGUCCAUGCCUCGCUCUGUUCUCCAGUGACAACCAAUGGUACAGGGCUCAAGUAAUUCGCAGAGUUAAUGAUGCAUUCUGUGUUUUGUUUGUUGACUAUGGAAACGAGUCUGAAGUUGACAUCAAGGAUGUCCGAUCACUGCCUCAGACUCUGCUGGAGAUCACCCCUCAGGCCUUUUUGUGCCGUUUGGAUGGAUUUGAUGAGUCAAAGGGUUCCUGGGAUGACAAAGCGUCUGAUGGCUUCUACAAUCUUCUGGUUGAUAAACCACUCAAAUUGACAGUGUUCAGCAUGGAAGACCAUCCAGAGAUUAAAGUUUCACAGUUUUCUGUGGAAAUUGACUACGAAGGAGUGGUUGUGAAUAUAGCAAUGGAGACGUAUUGGAAACCACUUAUUGAAGAAUGUCUUAUGAUGGAGAAUCCUCAGAGUCCCAGAGGGAAUGUGAGUACUUGCAUGUACAAAGAGCCAAGUAUUUCCAAAAGUAAGACAGAGAUGGUGUAUGCUUCUUGUAUUGCGGAACCGCAUUUCUUCUGGUGUCAGUACAUCAACACUGAGGAUCUCUGCAAAGUGAUUCAGCUUGCUCAGGAAGCAGGACAGUCGGAUCAGGACAUGACAUUCACAGAGACUCUUGGUCCUGGCAGUCCAUGCCUCGCUCUGUUCUCCAGUGACAACCAGUGGCACAGAGCCCGAGUAAUGCGGAAGACUGACAAUACACUGCAUGUUCUGUUUGUUGACUAUGGAAAUGAGUCUGAAGUUGACAUCAAGGAUGUGCGAUCACUGCCUCAGACUCUGCUGGAGAUCGCUCCUCAGGCUUUUUUGUGCCGUUUGAAUGGAUUUGACGAGUCCAAGGGUUCCUGGCAGGACGAAGUUUAUGAUGACUUCUAUAAUCUUCUGAUUGAUAAACAACUUAAAGUGACGGUGUUUUGUGCAAAAGACCAUUCAGAAAUUGCUGUUCCUCAUUAUGCAGUUGAAAUGGAAUGUGAAGGAGCAGCUGUGAAUACACUCAUGGAGAAAUACUGGAAAGGAGAAGGCUCGGAUGAUGCUUUGGUAGAAAAUUUGGAAGCAGUGAGCCAGGAUGAAACCAGGACUGUAGACGAGAAUGUUGAGGUUUAAAGUCAUCCAGUUUCUGUCAAAUCUAAGCUCUGGGUCCAGAUUAAUGCCUGUGGUGGGGAAACCUUGUAAUUGAUGAAUUGUGACUUUUGUGACCUGAAAAUGUUUGUCUUGUUAGAAAUUUUACUAAAUAAAUGAGUUAACCUUUACUUGUAAUUAACUGCUGCCAAUAAACAUCAUACUUACACGGA
Molecule: messenger RNA, 5346 nt
Organism: Amphiprion ocellaris (clown anemonefish)
Lineage: Eukaryota; Metazoa; Chordata; Actinopteri; Pomacentridae
Product: tudor domain-containing 6-like
Exons: 4
Coding region: 257-5158 (1633 amino acids)
Biological process (GO): spermatogenesis
Source: RefSeq, a predicted model, not a curated record